GGAAGCCCACACUCAACAUGACUGGAGUUCAAUACUGUCCAGACCACGUGACUGCAACGUAGCAGUUUACAGUAUAGGUUACAGUAAGAGAUGUCACUUUUUGGUGGACGAUUAGCCUAAUUAUACUCCUACUUCAAAUCUCAACUCUGAGGAAUAUUGGCAGAGGAUUUUACCUGUCAGUAUUCUGCAUCGUAUUUAAUCUUUAUAAUUUGUACUAAGGUCGGUCUGUCUGCGUGGUAACUUUUCCUUAUUGCUGACAAUAUGUUUUGGUUCAUGGAGGGAAUAUGCUUUUUACCAACUUUUUUGGUCAUCUGGUCAUCCAGCACGUUUAUUGUUUCCUACCUAGUUGCAUUGUUCGAGCAUGAUGUGGAUGUUAUUUUCCCCUAUAUAAGGUAAGAUUAUGAUUAUUUAUCAGCAGCCUGAGCAUUUCUUUUUCCACGAACUUGCCGUUCUUCAUUAAACCGUGAUAAUAGCAUACACUUCUUAUUAUUUAAAUCAGUGUGGGUAAUGGAAAUAAUGUUUCUUUAUUUCCACUCUUCAAAACCGGCGAUAUUAACGGAAAUCAUAUCGCAUUCUUGCAACAAAAAUAAAUCAGUUUCGUUUUCCCCACCACAGUUGAACGCUGUACUUGGCUGCAGUUCCCAGCUGUGUAGUCUAGAGUGUAGGGGCCUGUGAACUACUUAAUGCACGGCGUGUGUCCUCAUUUGACAUUUAAACAGCUUUGUUUAUUGACCAGAUAGACAAUUAACACAUUAUGCAAACUCAACAUUAAAUAGGCAUAGAUAAUUAAUAAUGGUUGAACUAAUUAGCGCUCUAUUCAAACGAUGAAAGCCCUCUAUUCAGUAAUAUUUUCUGUAGAUAUAACUUAAUUAUUUGUUUGUCAUCAACUGGUAUGGUUUGAUAACUAAUUCAAUUGAAAUGCAAUUGUCUAUUUGGUUAAUCAAUGGUAUAUUGUUUUGAUGAGCAUUUUUGAUUUAAUUUAAUAACAAAUUAAAUCAUUUUCUGUUCUGUUAUAAUUGAAUGUGUAUAAUGAUUUUUAAUAUAAUGUAUUGUUGAAGUUAAAUCCAGAUUAUUUAAAAAGACUUCCAGACAUAGCUUUAAUACACACAUUAACCCUGAACUCUUCUUUCUUUAGUGACACUGGGGCUAAUCCUCCAGAGAGCUGUAUCUUUGGCUUGAUGACGGUCAUCACUGCAUUUGCAGGUGAGCACAGAAAGACACUAAAAUCAUGAAAGGGCUUUUUGUCUUAGCGUAAAGGGAUGGUUCACCCAAAUUAAAAUAUUACAUAUUGGUGUCCUUACCCUAUGAACCAUAUAUGACAGCAAUCCAUGCUUUGAUUUAGUUUACCUGGCACUGUUUCCACAUGCUAACGUCAUGGGACCUAUAUUAGCAUUUUUUCACGCAUCAUGUUCAAAUCAUCUAUAAGUGGCUUUGUUGAGCUUCACACUCAAUUGUAGAUACUUUUGGAUGAUUUGGACAUGAUGCGUGAAAAAUACUAAUAUUGGUCCCAUGACUUAAAUGGGAUUUGUGCCACAAAUGCUAAAACGUUAGCAUGUGGAAACGGUGCUAGGGAAACUAAACCAAAGCAUGAUUUGCUGUCCUACCUUGUCCAUAGACUGCUUACAGGGUAAGGAAACCAAUGUGUUAUUUUGUAAUUUGGGUGAACUAUCCUUUUAAGCAACUCCAUGGGUUUUCCCAGGUCAGAGACUGUGCCAAAAGCUUUUCACACUUCCCAUUUUUGACAAAAUGAGUAGAAAGAGUAGAAGGGUGGAUGCAUUGUAGAGUCAGGCGCAGGGGGUAAUCAGAUGCAGAGUUUAUCGUGUAACAAAUGCGCUGGAUAGCGACAUAGAAACAGGCACAGGGGAAAUUAAUACUAAUUUACAUUAGCAGACGUCUAUCCAGAGGACUACAGGGAAUAAUAUUUUUUUUAUGCCCCCGGGGAAUCAACCCCACCCUGGCUUGCAAACGAUGCAGAUAAUGGUAAUCCCUGCCGGCCAUUCCUCCUACCAGGACAACGCGGGACAAUGUGCGCGCCCAUGAGCUCCGUGCGGCGGCUGCGACAGAGCUGAACAGAUGGAUUACGAACAGGAUCCUAGUGGCACAGGUAGGCAAUGCAGUGCCUUAGACCUGCGCAUCAGGAAACCCUGGCAAUACAAGGUAACGGUAGCUCCAACAAUAACAGGCACAGGGAAAGAACAAGGUGCGAGUCGCUACACUACUCUCACAAAUAAACAAUUACCCACAAGGACAAGGAGGGCAGAGGGAACACUUAUACACAGACUAAUGAGGGGAUAAGAACCAGGUGUGUGUAAUUAACAAGACAAGACAAAUGGAAUGAUGAUAUAUGGAGUGGCAGUGGCUAGUAAGCCGGUGACGACGAACGCCGAAGCCUGCCGGAACAAGGAGGGGAGGCAGCCUCGGCGGAAGUCGUGACACAGGGCUGGGAUCAAUGGUAUGACAUUGCGUUUUACUGAAUAUUACGGUUCACUUCACUAUGUUUGUCUUUCUUUGUUCCCUCUGUUUUAAGGUGCAAAUAAAUAAAUAUUGCAGCAGGUGAGCGUGUAGUGUCGACAUGUGAAAAGUGUUAAUAAAAACGUUCACUCCAUGUGCCAUACCAAUUCCUCUACAGGUAUGGCCACCAUGUAUGCCAGAUACAAGUUUGUGGAGAAGCUCAAUGAGAAGGCAGGUGGUGUGCCCCCAGCACUGAACCAGGCCGCUUUCUGGAUUGGAAUGCUUUCUUGUUUGGGGAUGUGUUUUGUUGCUACUUUCCAGGUAGGUGCCCUCUGGGCACAGACGUCAGUUCAACAACUAGUUUUGAUUUACAUUUGGUUGAGUUGUCAACUAACGACGUGAAUUCAACGUGAAAUCAAUAAAAAAUGUCACAAUCCCACUGGGCACAGAUGUCAAUUCAAUGCCUACUCAACGUUGAUUCAACCAAUGUGUGCCCAGUAGGAUUUCAUUGGAUUGAAGAUAGAAGUAGGGUGAAAAAUAAAAUGAAAUUCCCUUACAUUGAAGACUUUUUAAAAAAUCCAAUCAGUUUUCCACGUUUAUUCAAUGUAAUCACAUUGAAUUUCUUUGUUAAAAUGAAAUGGAAACAACAUUGGUUCAACCCGUUUUGCCCAGUGGGUUGUCACCCCUUUAGUGAGAAGAUGAAGGGGUUUUGUACCUUUAAGUGACAGUAUGAUAUUCCAUACAUGAUCUCUCUGGUGUGUUCUUUUUCCCCAGGAGACAACGGUUACGUCAGUUCAUGAUGCAGGUGCAUUGCUCUUCUUCUUUUCUGGUGUGCUGUACACUAUCCUCCAGUCCAUCAUAUCCUAUAAGGCCUACCCCUAUGGAUGUUCCUUGGCCUUGUGUCAUACGCGCACCGGAAUUGCAACCAUCGCCUUCCUGGCAGUUUCCCCCAGUAUCCUUGAAAACAAUAGUAAUCCAUGGUGUCUAAAUUAUUUUAAUCAUUAAUGAUAAUUUUUUUAUCAAAGAAAAUAUCUCCUUCAUUUUCCAUCCAGCUGUUAUCUGUGCUGUCUUUGUGACACAAACCACACUGCAUAGAAAAACAGAAGACGAGGUACAGUAUGAGCACAUCUUUACAAGAACACAACUCACAUAA
This is a messenger RNA of Coregonus sp. 'balchen', 3604 nucleotides long. NCBI's taxonomy places the organism in Eukaryota, Metazoa, Chordata, Actinopteri, Salmoniformes, Salmonidae. The record is from the annotation of a GenBank genome assembly.